Molecule: messenger RNA, 1936 nt
Organism: Cuscuta campestris
Lineage: Eukaryota; Viridiplantae; Streptophyta; Magnoliopsida; Solanales; Convolvulaceae
Source: the annotation of a GenBank genome assembly
AUGAAAUAAGCCAUUGAUGGGCGAGUCAUUUAAAUCACCUCGAUCUGCGCUCCACACUACCCACACACUUCUCUCCUCUCUAUCGAGUCUCGUCUCUAUCUAUAUAAAUCUCAAACAAUAUUAAUUUCUCACAGAACUCUAGGAAUUAAAACGCCGCCGGCAUGAAAUCCAUGGCCGCCCAACCAUCCACUCCCCCUCUGUUUUCUUCUUCCCUCCUCUAUUACAUACUGUUACUAUCAUUAUCCCUGCAGCUUACGGCCACCGCUGCAGCCGCCACCACUCUAGAAGAAACCCGCGCCGCCGCCGGCGACCGGAUCGAUUCACUUCCUGGCCAGCCGGAUGUCUCCUUCCCCCAGUACUCCGGCUACGUCACCGUCGAGGAAACCGCCGGCCGCGCCCUCUUUUACUGGCUCGCCGAGGCCCAGUCUCGCCCCCUCUCCCGCCCCCUCCUCGUCUGGCUUAACGGAGGCCCAGGUUGUUCGUCCGUGGCGUAUGGAGCAUCAGAAGAAAUUGGGCCGUUCAGGAUCAACAAAACAGCUUCUGGGCUUUACCUCAACAAGUUCUCGUGGAACAGGCUGGCCAACCUGCUCUUUCUCGAAACCCCCGCCGGCGUCGGCUUCUCCUACACCAACCGCUCCUCCGACCUCCUCGACACCGGAGAUUCCCGCACCGCAAAGGACUCGUUGCAGUUUCUGAUAAAAUGGAUGGACCGUUUCCCGCGGUACAAAACGAGAGAAGUUUACCUCGCCGGAGAGAGCUACGCCGGCCAUUACGUUCCUCAGCUUGCCAGAGAGAUUGUGAACUACAACAAUGCCCGCAAUUCCAACACCCCCAUCAACAUCAAAGGAUUUAUGGUGGGGAAUGCGGUGACAGACAACUACUACGACAACCUAGGGACGGUGGAGUACUGGUGGAGCCACGCCAUGAUCUCCGACAGGACACACCGGCAGCUGAGGAGCACCUGCAACUUCCGGCAGCACAAGGAGUCCAACCAGUGCGAGUCUCUCUACUACUACGCCAUGGACCAGGAGUUCGGCAACAUCGACCAGUACAACAUCUACGCUCCUCCCUGCAACCGCUCCGACGGCGGCCGCUCCGCCGGCCGCCACCACAUGAGACUCCCUCACCAGCCUCGCCCCGCCGCCGCCCCUUUCAGAGGGUACGAUCCCUGUACCGAAAAGUACGCCGAGGUAUACUACAACCGUCCCGACGUCCAGAAAGCCAUGCAUGCCAACAUUACUCGCAUUCCUUACAAAUGGACUGCAUGCAGUGAAAAGUUGAAUAGGAAUUGGAAUGACACAGAGGAUUCGAUCCUCCCAAUUUACCGGCAGCUUAUUGCAGCUGGCUUGAGAAUUUGGGUUUUCAGCGGUGAUGUGGAUUCAGUGGUACCGGUAACGGCGACGCGUUAUUCGCUAGCACAACUCAAGUUGCCCGUCGCUACUCCAUGGUACCCUUGGUAUGUCCGCAAACAGGUGGCAGGAUGGACGGAGGUGUACAAAGGGCUAACGUUCGCGACGGUGCGAGGGGCGGGACACGAAGUGCCAUUGUUCAAGCCCAUGGAAGCUUUGCAGUUGUUGAGUUCCUUUUUGAGAGGGGAACCUCUUCCCAAGGGAACAUAGGAUCGAUUGAUUGUGGAACUGUUUUUAUCUACUGCUAUUGUUUCAUUUGCUAGUUGUAUUUGUUCUCGACCAAAACAUGGUUGAUGAUAACUUGUUAAAUAUUAUUGGGUUGGUGGGUAACUCAAUGGGCCUGGAAAUAUAUGGUUAGGUUUCACAUCAAAUUUUGUUAAUGCAAGUGGGGAAAACUAUAGUAACUCCAAGUGAUAUUUUUGUGUUUUACUGACACAUCAUUAUUCUUGACGUGGGCGUAAGACACCACAAUGAUACUCUCACCCUACUAAAAGAUUGCUUUAGUUUGACGGUUAAACUGUGGUAUU